UCAAACAUCUCUAAAUUUUAACCAGGAAUUUUGUUGGGAAUGUUAUUGUUAUUUUGUUUUUGUUAUAAAAUCGUUUUUGGCGAAAAGUAAAAGCUAGAAAGUGAUGUUAUCAAAUUAGUAAUUAACUGUAGAAGAAUGUCGGAGAAAGGCAUAAUUGAACAUACAAUACCCUUUGAUGUCUUGAAUGACGUCCUCACAAGAUUCAUCAUUUUGGUUCCAGAAGAAGCAAAGGAAAACCUAAUACGAAUUUUCUUCCAAAUUGAACUGGCCCAUUGGUUUUACUUAGAUUUUUAUGUCGGUAAUGACCCUAGGUGCAAAACAUGCACAAUAUAUGAGUUUGCAGCCCAUGUUUUUCAACACAUACCUUCCUUAAAAUCAGAAAUUCCCAGGCUCCAUACAAUUCUUCAAGACUGGAAAACUUACAAGCAAAGUGUGCCCACAUAUGGUGCAAUUAUACUAUCUGAAGGUUUAACUCAUGUUCUAUUAGUACAAAGUUAUUGGGCAAGAGCCUCAUGGGGUUUUCCAAAGGGUAAAGUAAAUGAAGAGGAAGACCCAACUCAUUGUGCGAUCAGAGAAGUUUUUGAAGAGACCAGUUUUGAUAUAAGCCCUUAUUUAAACCCAAAUGAGUAUCUCGAAUCAAUUCUCAAUGAUCAGCUAGUACGACUGUACAUUAUAAAAAAUGUGUCAAUGGACACAGAAUUUAAACCUAGGACCCGAUGUGAAAUAAAAGCCUGUAGUUGGUUUGCCAUCUCUGAUUUGCCAAACAAUAAAAAGGAUUCCACUCCAAAAAUUAGUUUAGGAGUAAAAUCCAACUCAUUUUUCAUGAUAUUGCCUUUUGUGAAAAAAAUUAAACAAAUAUGUAACAGCCAUAACUCUGCAAGGAGAAUCAGGCAAAAAAAUACAAGUAUAACAGAAGGUGAAAUUUCAAUUUACAAAUCUAAAAACAAAGAAGAGGAUGAUGAGUUGAAAUUGAUUAAAAAGAGGGACAAGAAGCAUAGUAAAAGGCAGUUAUUUUUAGAAGAAAGCAGUGAACAAGCAGUAGAGUUUACAGCAAAGUCUUGGUCGAAUUUUAGUUUUGAUUUAAGCUCAAUAACCAAUUGUUUGGACUAAAUAAGUUUUUAUAUUAAAAACAUUUAUUGAGAGAAUUUCAUUUUUUUUUUUGGGUAGGGACACAGGAUAGAUGUUGUUUAUUUUAGAUUUUUUUUUUUAAUUUCAAAUAACAUUUAUUAAAAUACAAGCACAAUAAAGAACUUAUAAACAAG
Messenger RNA from Anthonomus grandis grandis, 1262 nucleotides. It is a transcript of the gene DCP2, whose product is annotated as m7GpppN-mRNA hydrolase. Gene Ontology annotation, molecular function: RNA binding; 5'-(N(7)-methylguanosine 5'-triphospho)-[mRNA] hydrolase activity; manganese ion binding. Gene Ontology annotation, biological process: deadenylation-dependent decapping of nuclear-transcribed mRNA; nuclear-transcribed mRNA catabolic process, nonsense-mediated decay. Gene Ontology annotation, cellular component: P-body; cytoplasm. Bases 136 to 1110 code for a protein of 324 amino acids. The record is from RefSeq and is a predicted model, not a curated record. NCBI's taxonomy places the organism in Eukaryota, Metazoa, Arthropoda, Insecta, Coleoptera, Curculionidae. The transcript has a single exon.